Molecule: messenger RNA, 1533 nt
Organism: Eremothecium cymbalariae DBVPG#7215
Lineage: Eukaryota; Fungi; Ascomycota; Saccharomycetes; Saccharomycetales; Saccharomycetaceae
Gene: ASH1
Product: DNA-binding transcription repressor ASH1
Exons: 1
Coding region: 1-1533 (510 amino acids)
Biological process (GO): regulation of DNA-templated transcription
Molecular function (GO): zinc ion binding; sequence-specific DNA binding
Source: RefSeq, a predicted model, not a curated record
AUGGAUAUUUCACCCACAAUAUCCCUCACUGAAACUGAUUCAGAUUCCAGCAGUUCAGAGAUUAAGAGGAAGUGGUCUUUUGAUGAAUUACUACUACCUUCCCUUCAAACUAGUAAACAUUCUUUUCUAUCUGCUCAAGAGUCACCGUACUUUUUCAACGUCUACAAUAACAAGUCUAUGACUGCACCGUCAUCACCAAAGGGCCUGCCUGCUAUUACACCAAACAACUCACCUAAAUCUCAAUUCCCAGGCAUUAAUCCAUAUUCAGCGUCUUCAAUGACUUUUAAUCCAUCUUCAACGAAUGAGAACAACUCAAUUGCUGCUAUGAAUGUUAUGUUACCUACUUUAAAGAAUUUAAAAUUAUUACCGAAUCCAAAUAUCCAGAAUCAUUCGCGCAAAUACCCGGACACGUCAGAACGUACCCAAUUCUGGAGACAAAACCUCAUCAGUUGGUGCAGAAAGUCGACUUACCAACAGUACAAACAAAUUGAAGACGAAGUUGCCAGCAUGAACCCUGCCAGACAUCAAGGCUUACAUAUUCUUGCCAAUACGGCUUAUGUUUCUUCAGUUUUAUCGCCGAAAGACCAAUUUUACCAACUAUCAAAUAGCUCAGUAAACGAAAACAUCGUUAUUACUCCUCCGGUUAGCCCCAGAAAUGACCAACCUAUUGGCAUAGAAUAUAAUAAAUUUAAUCCCGCUGUCAGUGAGAAAUUGGUUCAAACAAUUCGGAAAAAAAGGCUCUCUGCAUCCACACAUAAAAAGUCGAAUAGCUGUCAAGCUCGAGAGCUCAAAAAGCUUUUGGAAACCCGAAGUUCGGUGAGCCCAGGUAAUGUAAGUAGCAGCCACAACACCUCUGCCGGAAGGAUAACGAAAAUAUCUAAGGCGGGUAAUUCGAGACCUUCAUCCCCACCACAUCACACAACAGUACCAAAUGGUAAUACACUACCACCAGGUACAGAAGAGCAGCCCGACCAGCGGAAAAUAAAACAAUCAAUUUCUCCAACAGCGAACUCGAAACGUAUCGACAGCUUUCCCAGUGACACGUUGCAUGUAUCAGAAUCUAUGACACCCCAAAAUGCCGCCGACAAACUGCACCGAGUCCAUCAGAUAAUAAAAACAGAUACAAAAGCGACGUCAAUGACGCCACUAAACUUUCAGUCAUCAGAUACCCAUACCGCGUCUUCAGAAUUAUCACGUACUACAUCUGUUAGGCGGUCCCCUACAUCGUCGCUGAAAUCCCCCGGCAGAAAGUCCUAUGUCCGUAAAUGUCUCUCAUGCCACUGCACAGAUUCUCCAUGUUGGAGGCCAUCCUGGUCGGAUAAGAAACAAGACCAGCUGUGCAAUUCAUGUGGAUUGAGGUACAAAAAGACCCACACAAGAUGCCUAAACGCAGCCUGCCGUAAGAUUCCAAGCAAGGGUGAACUGACAUUAAUGAAAACCAAUCCACUUACGACAGGAACGUCGGAGGAUGGUUAUGUCAUAAACGGCCUGUCUUGUCUUUUCUGCGGAAAUAUUGUAACUACCCAAGAAUGA